AGACCCUACUGAUUUUUGGUAGCGUAUAGCUUUACUGGUUAAAAGGAAACUAUAGUCACAACAUUAAUUCUGAACCUGGGUUGCCAGUACCAGUGCUUUCAGUCAUAUUCCUCAUAUAUAAGACUGCAUUCUUCAAGUAGCUCAAGUGUCUUCUGGAAGUAUCUGGUCUUGUGAGAGUUUUCUAGAAGGAAAAGCACAGGUGGUAUUUUUGCCCCCACUCAGCACUCGCAUGUCAGAGAGAGAGAGGGGGAGCUGGGACUCCACAGCACAUGAAGACACUUUUCAAAUGACGGAUACACAGAAGUAAGUCACUUUUACCCACUGUGUUUGAGCUCAAAGUAAUAAACAGUUUCAUUGUUGCUUAAAUUUCAAGCAUUUGCAUUUUGUAAAAAAGACGUGGGAAACUUGCUUGGUGGGACAAGCUCAAGAUGGCCACAGACGUGUAGAGCCAGUAGCCAGUUAUUUGAGUUGUUAAAGGAAGUGGACAACAUCUUUCAUUGAAGAUUUACUCUGAGAUAGUUGUCGUCACGCUGAAGUGGGAUACAUGACAAUGGCAGAGACCAAAGCUAAACCGAUGGCCUUCAAGACUCAGAAGGAGAUGUUUGAAAGGAUGGAGGAAUCCUACAAAGUGUGUGCACACUGUGAGAAGAGACCAAGCCAGCUGUCCAAACCUGAGUCCAUGAAGCGCUGUUCCAGAUGUCUCAAUGUGUACUAUUGCUGUAAAGACUGUCAGAAAGAGGACUGGCCCAAACACAAGAAGCUCUGUUCUCAGCUGCGACUGGCUGCUAUCGACAGAAUUGUGGAGUGGCUUUUGUUUAAGGGUGAGCUCCCGUUCCCCACAGAAAAAUGGUCUAAGCCUCAGUCAGAGAUAAAGGGCUGGGACGACUGGCUGGCGAUGCAAGGUGACCUGACCCCACGCCUGGAGCCCAUUCUGAAUGGAAACAACAUGAAGGAGCUGUGGAUAGAUGCUGGCAGACCCCGUCCUGAUGAUGAAGACCUUAAGCAGUCCUUAUGGAGAGUUACCAGUGAGUUCAUGUCCCGACCAAUGACCAUCGCCUGGGGAAUACGGCUGUUUGGGCUGAACCCUUAUAAAAAGCCUCUCACAAUUCACCUGGUGGGAGCAGGACAGUCUGAGACCCUGGGAGCCAAACUGACAGACUAUGAUGAGCUCAGCAAGAUGUUCUCAGAACACCAGGGAAUAGAGGUGGUCCUUGUGGGACCAGAAAUCAUGAAUGGGCCUGUGGUGAGGCCUCCUCUCCGUGCGUUUGGACCUAGGCACAGGGUCUUCAUCAGUGCAUACAAGGGCCUGUAUCAUGAGUUCUGGGAGAAUGUGGUGGAAAAGAAGGAGGCAGCAAAGCCAGACCUGGUGGUGGGCUUUAAUCCUGGUUUUGAUGCCAGUCAAGGUCUGGAUGAAGGAUGGCUUCCAACUCUUCUUCUGCUCAGGGAUUAUGAGAUUCCUGCCCUGUUCACUGCAGUCACUGAGACAGAGAUGACCUACUCACUGCAGAUCCUCCAGGAGCUGGAGAUGGACAUGAAGGGGAGUGGAGCAAACCCCUUCACAUCUCUCAAACCUGAAGUGGUGGGCUCUUCACCAAACAGGCCUCCAAUCUACUGUAACUCGCACUACUUCUGCUUCCAGGGCCUGUUGGAGACCGUGGAGUUUGAGGAGCCAGAAGAUUAAAGCUUGGGGGCUUUAGAUAUUUCCUUACUUGUGUUAUUAUAUUUUACAUUUGUCAUAAUUCUGUUAUUUAAAUUCUGCUGCAUUUAUUGUCUCUAAUGUUCUUAUCAUACUUUUUGUAUUUUAAAUGUACUUUGCAUUCUCUAUCAUAUGUAAAUGCACUGUUACUGUACCAUAGAUGACUGUUACGCAAAUGUACAUUUUCUUAACUAUGUUUAUUUUUAUGUAAUUUAAAAUAAAUAUUGACAUUGUUA
Boleophthalmus pectinirostris (great blue-spotted mudskipper) is the source of this 1932-nucleotide messenger RNA. RefSeq names its product putative protein MSS51 homolog, mitochondrial. NCBI's taxonomy places the organism in Eukaryota, Metazoa, Chordata, Actinopteri, Gobiiformes, Gobiidae. The transcript is spliced from 6 exons. The record is from RefSeq and is a predicted model, not a curated record. Bases 545 to 1681 code for a protein of 378 amino acids.